AUGUCGUUAUCCCAGGGACUGAGGUGGUCCGGUCGAGGUAUAGGCAAUGUGCGGCAAAGAUUAGUUAUUGGAUCGCGAGAGGUGCGGCAUUUCUCUCUGCAUACUUCCCGAGUCGCGCGUCCGACAACAAGGGUGACACGAAGCCCGGCCGCAGCGGGCCUAAAGAGCUCACACCAGACUCGCUCACUAUCACUGUUCGGCUGGGGAAGCAAGCAGAAUCCUGAACAGGCUGCGGCCGCCCAACCAUCUUUGACGGAGACAGCUGCGCCAGCGUCGGGCUCGAGCCAAAAUGUUGUCGAGACAGCCCGGACUUUCAAAGCGUCGCAUGCAACCUCCGAGACUCCCGACCUCACUUUCACUCAUCCUCAUCCGGUCAGCGCUGCGGAACCGGAAGCUCUCAGAGAUUUGGAAAACGCAAUACUUAAACCCCACGGGGCUACGCCUCCUAUAGACACGGUGGACGCGACGCCAGAUUUAGCCUCGAUUCCGGAGGGGCUUGGGUAUUUGAAACACGUGUGCGGUCUCGACUUUGGUUGGGGACCGACGGCCAUGUUGGAAGUUUUACUGGAGCACCUCCACAUCACGGCCGGGCUAUCUUGGUCUGCGUCGGUCGUAGGGCUUGCGUUCCUGGUCCGCCUCAUUACUCUUCCAGCAUUUAUUGCUGGGAGUGACCAGUCUGCAAGGCUGCGAGAAGUACAAGGGGUGGUGUCACCACUUCGUGCCGAACUCCAAGAGGCGCUUCGGACCAACAAUCGACAAGUGGCGAUGGAGAAACAACAUGCCCUGAGGGCGAUCAACAAGGAAUACGGCAUCUCUCUUCCCAAAGCAUUUGGCGGUCUUAUGCUGCAGAUUCCUCUGGGGUUUGGAGCGUUCCGUCUACUGCGCAAUGCUGGAACACUGCCUGUGCCCGGGUUCGAGUCGGAACACUUUCUCUGGUUGACCAACCUCUCACUGUCUGAUCCGACAUACAUCCUGCCAUUAAUGAUCGGGGUCAUGACCUACUACAAUUUUAAGAUCAGUCAACGGGCCUCCGUCAACAACAUGGGGAACAUAGUGCGGAUCCUCACCCCACUCCUGCCCAUCGGUUCAUUCGUCUGUCUUGCGUUUCAACCGGCCGCCCUGCAGUUAUACUUCUUGGUCAACAGCAUCUUCACUCAGUUCCAGUCCAUGUUGUUGUACAACUCGGCGUUCCGAAAAUGGGCGGACCUGAGACCGCUCCCGCCGCGCGGCCAGCCUAACUCGCCCACCUCGACGAGCUUCUCCAAGAUGAACGUGGCCCAGAAGCCUGCGGUGGUUGUCCAGCCUACUCCAGCGAAGCCAGUGAAGCCAGUCACGGACCGCAGUGUCAUCGACAAGGGCGUUGAUCUGGUCAAGGAGAAGGGACAACAGGCAUGGAAGAGUACGCUUGGCAAUAUGAGUGACACCUGGCAGAAGGAGAAGCUGAAGAGGAUCGAAAAGGAGAAGCAGGAGAAACGCGCCGCUGCGGUGGCCAAAUACGAGGCCCAACGAAGGCAAGAUCUGGAAGAGCAAAGAUACCAGCGAAAUGCCGGCGCUGUGGGACCCAUGCGGAUCGACAAGAACUCGGAGGCGCCCUUGGCUUCCAGAAGGGAAGACGCCAACUGA
Molecule: messenger RNA, 1623 nt
Organism: Capronia coronata CBS 617.96
Lineage: Eukaryota; Fungi; Ascomycota; Eurotiomycetes; Chaetothyriales; Herpotrichiellaceae
Exons: 2
Coding region: 1-1623 (540 amino acids)
Biological process (GO): mitochondrial respiratory chain complex IV assembly; protein insertion into mitochondrial inner membrane from matrix
Cellular component (GO): mitochondrial inner membrane
Molecular function (GO): membrane insertase activity
Source: RefSeq, a predicted model, not a curated record